Messenger RNA from Clarias gariepinus (North African catfish), 1528 nucleotides. RefSeq names its product ST3 beta-galactoside alpha-2,3-sialyltransferase 7 (gene st3gal7). Gene Ontology annotation, molecular function: lactosylceramide alpha-2,3-sialyltransferase activity. The record is from RefSeq and is a predicted model, not a curated record. The transcript has 7 exons. NCBI's taxonomy places the organism in Eukaryota, Metazoa, Chordata, Actinopteri, Siluriformes, Clariidae. Bases 210 to 1352 code for a protein of 380 amino acids.
CUGAGUUAGCACUCGCAUAACUGCUGCUUAGAGUUACAGAGUUGAACUGCCACAGAUCUCUCCUCUACUUAAACCUGAUAACUCUUUUAGCCCAAGAAUCACAAAUAACAUCUGUCAAAUGAAACAAACUUCCUGCUUUUACUGUGGAGGCUCCUGUUAGACUCAUUAUAGGAAGACAUAUUCAUAAGCGCUUGGGAUCCUGUAGAUAAAUGGUGACUUUUAAGCUCCUGAGCCUGAAAGAGCAUGAGGAAAACAGUGAUCCUCCUCAGGCUAAUGCAGACAGAGCUGAGAGCCCGGGUACUGAAGACAGGAAUGGUUCUGGAAAAUUCUUUCUCUCACAGCGGAAAAACCUUGGGCUGAGCCUCACACUUCUUCUUAGCUGUUAUUCAGCAAUCCUUGUUCCUGCUUAUCUGCCUGCUAAGCAACCAAUCUGGACUGCAAGCUCCAUGGAAAAAGAUAUGGCUAUACUGGAUCACUCAGCAGCUCUGCUGUCUCAGCCAUGUAUAAGUGGCUUUACCAAGACAAAGCUGCAAAAAGUGUCGAACUUCCACAGCCUGCUUCAGGUUCCAGUGUUCUUGCAGAAUGGAUCCAGACACUGGAAACUGACACCUCCAUUAGGUCUGCAAGGCAGUGAGAGUGCUUUGGCAAAGGCACUUAGCGUUUUGCCCUAUUGUGGACCACCCUCAGUCUCAGGCAGGUGUAGAAGAUGUAUGGUGGUUGGAAGUGGUGGAAUCUUACAUGGCAAACAUCUUGGAGCCCAUAUUGAUAAAUAUGACAUCAUUAUAAGAAUGAACAAUGCACCAGUGUUUGGAUUUGAGAAAGAUGUAGGUUCAAGAACCACAAUUCGACUGAUAUAUCCUGAAGCAGCAUCCUUCUUGCCACAAGAAUAUCAGAACACAGACAUAAUAGCUUUAGUUGUAUUCAAGAGACUAGAUUUAGAGUGGCUGACCUCUAUUGUAACAAAAAAACCUUUGAGCUGGUGGUCUAAACUGUGGUUCUGGAGAGAUGUUGUAAAUGAUAUCCCUCUUCAACCAGGCAGUUUUCGCAUCGUGAACCCUGAAAUACUCAAUCAGACAUGGCAUGUGAUGCAAUCCUAUGGGAAACAUGAAACCAAGUUAGUGCCUACUCUAGGCCUCAUUGGCGUGGUGCUGGCACUACAGCUCUGUGAUGAAGUGAGCCUGGCAGGCUUUGGAUAUGACUUUCAACAUCCUGGAUCACUGCUUCAUUACUAUGGGACUGUACGCAUGGACCACAUGAUGGCACAAGUAGUGCAUGAUGUCAGCAUUGAGCAAAUUUUACUGCGUUACCUUGUCAAGGCUGGAGUUGUGCGUGAUGUGACAGGUGGAGUGUAAGUUUGUAAGCCUCAUUUAUCAAACUGAAUAUAAACAAAUUAAUUAAUAAAUAGUCUGCUGGAACAAAUACACAAAGUUUGGGGAAAAUAAGAUAAUACAAAUCAUGUAUGUUUUUAAAUGUUUGUAUUUUAUAAGAGCUCUUGAGUUAAUGCCUAGGUCAGCUUUAAAUUAUGUAA